Chenopodium quinoa (quinoa) is the source of this 1443-nucleotide messenger RNA. RefSeq lists its product as uncharacterized. NCBI's taxonomy places the organism in Eukaryota, Viridiplantae, Streptophyta, Magnoliopsida, Caryophyllales, Amaranthaceae. The transcript has 8 exons. The record is from RefSeq and is a predicted model, not a curated record. The coding region runs from base 1 to 1203 and encodes 400 amino acids.
AUGGCUGGUGGUGCUCAGCAAGGUGUUUUUGGUGGUGACACUGACAUUACAGGUUUAGGUGGUCUGCUUGGUGUUUCUGGUAAUAAUUUCUGUUUUGGUGGCGACUCAAAUGGUUCUACAAACCAAGGGGCAGGUGGUAUUGUGUUCAAUGAUUCUCAUAUAGACAACACUUUUGGUCAUGAGAUCCCAUUGACACAACUCUUAAUUGGAGGUAUGGAACGCCAUGAUGGUAAAGGGCCACAAUUUAGACACGAUUCACCAGGGGAUAAAUCUCAUGAAGGGGCCUACUAUCCUCAUCUUCAGAACCUUGAGACAGAGCCAUAUCGUGUCCAAUGGCCUGAGGUGAACCAUAUCGAUCAAUCUGCACAUACCACAACCCCCGCACAGCUAAGUCAAGUAGUGGACAUCAUUAGCACCCAUACAUUUCCCGAGGGAUGGAGUGAUUGUUGCUUGGCAAUUGAGGGAAGCGACAAAUCUCUACAAGUGGUUGCUAACAGAAAAGUCCUCAUAGAAAGCAGCACUGAAGUUCUUGCCAAUCAUAACACAUUGUUGCCCCCUGGUCAUCGUCGAGUCACCAUUACAGAAGAUAUUGUGCCAACUGCUCCUCUGCCAUGCCCAAACGAUGAAUUGCUUUUUGUAUGUCAUGCUAAGAGAUCUUAUACAUCUUGGCCUAAUAAUUUGAUUUUCCCCAAAAAGGCGAACAACCAAUCAGAUAAAGAAGUUGAUGUGACCACACCAUCCCCACAAUCUACAUCCUCCCACGCAUCAACAACUCGUAAGUAUGUUAUUACCGACAAGGAUCGUGAGAAGGUGACAUCUACUUUGAUGCAUGUUAUGAGAAAAAAAGCUAUGGGAAUGCAAAAGACCGGCGAUACCAUCUCUAUCACUAUUCCAGAGAGCAUGUUUCUUAAUGAAAAUGGGUUAAAUGUUUCACUUGAUUACGAAGACUUGCUUGAUUGGUGUUUCCAAAGGGAGGUUGGAGAAUCGCAAAUGAAUAUAUUCAUGAAGAUCUUGAAAGAACAUUGUCACAAAGAAGGUAUCUCGGGAAUGUAUGGGUUUUUUGACUCUAAUGUUCUAUCGCCUUUGACACCAACGACAAACGAGCGAGUUCGAUCUAGCUAUCUAGCUCGUGUUUUUGGGUGCAAUGAGGGGAAGAACUAUAAUCAGCUAUUCUUUGCUCCUUUUAAUGACAACUGUUAUUAGUCCGUGGAAUGGGUUGGUGUAUUGGCUAGAUCCACUUGGAGCAGAAAAUAAAAACAACUCAUUCGCUGAAAAGAUCAUCACUGAAGGAAUCAAACAAUUCAGCUCGGUCCAUCGGUAGGACAUCAAGAAAAUAAAAAAGAAUGCAUAUAUUAGGUGGGAGCAACCACAAUGUCCUCGUCAACCAGCAUACACCAAGUAUUGUGGAUACUUUGUUUGUCGAUAUAUGCUAGAUAUUGUGCA